CCCAGAAGGAAAGCGACCACAUAAGACAAGCGACAACCCCAGACCUCGACGCCGUCAAUAUACCGGCUCUUCCAGCCAGUCGAUCCAUGUCAUCACCACUUGCGCGAUCCGUCCUGUCCAGGUGUAGCUCCGCCCUCUUCUGCUACGCGCGCGCUGUUCCACUUUGGGUCGUCGCCCUCAUUGUCCUGUUCAUUGGCGCGUUGAGAGCGCGCGUUUCCGGUGCGGCCCUUGGCUGGGGCGCUGGGAGUGCUAGUGGAGGCGUGGCUUCCGGCCGCGAUCACGGCGAGAAAGGAACAGCAAACCCCCUCACUGGUAACACACGCAAGACGCGCGAGUAGUCAAGGUCACCCAGGAUGGCUGUCGGCUCGGCGGGACUGCUGGUGCCAGUGUUUGCGCCCCUCACGGCGCUGACGCUGGCAUAUACGGGCCACCAGCUCUCGAGGCUGAACUGGAUGUCGAUCAUUUACAACUUCCUCACUGGGCCGGGGCGGGUCAGUCGCAUCACCUUGCUCAUUUUCCUGGUAAUGAACCGGAAGAACCUGCCAUUUGCAUGGACCACACGGGUCCUCGCGUCACUACUUCGCCAUGCCGCCAUCCGCCGGAGCCCGGGCCCGCCCCGCGUGCUCUACCACUACUCCAUCACGAGGACCCACGCACCCCUACUCGAGACGGACUACAACUUCCACAAGUCCAACUCGACCUACUUUUCUGACCUCGACGUCUCGAGGUCGCACCUUCUCAUGCACCUCUUUGCCCAGGGCAUGGAGCGCGUGACAAAGAAUGCCGCCUACAAGGUGGUGAAGGACAAGGAGGGGAACCUGAUCAAGGGCGGCUUCGGCAUAGGCUUGGGGUCUGUCUUUUGCUCGUUCAAGCGCGAGAUCGCGCCCUACAGCAAGUAUGAGAUGUGGUCACGCGUCCUGUGUUUCGACCGCAAGUGGCUCUACAUCCUGACGCACUUUGUCGACGCGGGAAAGGUGCGUCCCACCCGCUGGGACGGCAAGGGCUUGUUUCGCGGCGCUGGAAAAGUUAGAUCCGUUGGUGGCGACACAUCUGCGAAGAAGACUACAGGAAACGUGGACGAUGACUCGGUCGACCCCUCCAUCGCCACCACGACAGACUUUCAGAAACACAUCUUCGCCACGGCAGUCUCCAAGUACGUCUUCAAGCUCGGCCGCUUCACUGUGCACCCGGCUAUCGUCAUCGAGGAGAGCGGCCUGCUGCCCGAGCGGCCUGGGGGCUGGCGGGGUGGCCCGUCCGAGACUGGCACCCCGGAGGACCUCUCUGGCUUCGAGGAGGAGCUGGCAUUGUCUGGUUCGGACGAAGAGAGUUGGGACUGGAGGAGGACCGAAUGGGAACGGAGGAAAGGCAUGGCCUUCGCCGACCACUUUGCCGCCCUCGACGGCAUGCACACACUCUUCGACGGUGGGGACGAUGGUGCUCUUGGCCACUUCAGGCCUGCCUAAGCUCGGGCGACGGCGCACCGUCCCACUAGCAGUGGGUUCGCGACAACACAUCAACCGCCUGGAUACAUCGGCACCUUUGGCAUCUGGGGUCAGCCCGCUCCCCGGAUCUCCACUUGCUUUUGCCACUUGAUUGUUGGUGAUGUGGGUCGUUGUGCGGACGGUUGUUGUUCUAUUGCUUUUGUGCAGUUGGAAUUCCAAGGACAUUUGAUGGAUUAUGCUGUCAAGUUGGUGUAUAAUAACAAAAUCUUCCCUUUGUUAUAGAAGCGUUGUGUGUUGAAGAUCGAUCGGAUUCGUGGGUGUUGCUGUUUUUACUUUUGGGGUGGGAUUCGCUUGGGAGGGCUAAACCCGGUUGGUGGAUUGAAACUGGAGUGUUUUUACUAGAUCUAGAAAUAAAGCCUGGGCGACCCCUCACUUUUUUGAGCCAGGUACAGCCACCAGGCCGCGUUUGUCCGGCUUUACGGAGGUGUGAG
This is a messenger RNA of Gaeumannomyces tritici R3-111a-1, 1933 nucleotides long. RefSeq lists its product as hypothetical. Lineage: Eukaryota; Fungi; Ascomycota; Sordariomycetes; Magnaporthales; Magnaporthaceae. The record is from RefSeq and is a predicted model, not a curated record. The transcript has a single exon. The coding region runs from base 354 to 1463 and encodes 369 amino acids.